AUGCCGCAUCCAGUAGCACGCCCAACCUCUCCCAGCAAGGGCGAGCUGUCUGAUUGUCAAGAAAAACGUCAAUGUUUGGAAGAAGAGAACCAUAAGAAGAGUCUAUCAGACGACGACAAAAGGUCGAACACAUUGCACGCCGAAGAUGCCACUGUAGAAGAUGAUGAUUCAUCGGAGACACUCAGCAAUGGUCUGCCGCCUUAUGCACAAAAGCUUGAUUCGUACGAUGAAUUAGUUUUCGGUCUUAUAGAAGGUUUUUCAGAUGAUCCGCGGCAAGUACCACCUCAAUGCUACGAAAUUCCGGAUACACUUUUGUUUGGGCAUUCGAGAAGGCCAAGAGAGGACGCCAAAGUUGAAGCUGUGAAGGAACUUAUUCAACAAGCUGAAGCGGCUGGGCUGAUUGGGGGAGGUGUGAGCUCAGAGGAACAUGAGGAAAUGCCCAUUGAUCUUGAUGGGAGGAGUAUUUUGGAUCGGAGUGAUGCCCUUUGGGACAGGUUAGUCCUCGGAAGUGUACCGUUUGACUUUGGCGAUGGGGCUUUGGAGAAGGCGAAUGUUGAUCCCGCAAGGACGGAAGGGCGGGAUGAGAAUCGUGGCUGUUGCAGAACGUCUGAAACUGACGAGAUUCAGAUAAACAUCUCCCGCAAAACUCGACUGAAAUGGCACCGCCAAACAGAAUCCUCACUGUCAGACGCUCCGGCGCUCGCAUCCGUGGGGGACUAUGCUGAAGUUGCCGCCACCCUCAGCGACAGAUUCCCAUCACCCUACACCGUCGAAGCCGCCUCCGAGUUUAUAGCAACCGGCGGCGACGGCGCGGAUCCGCACUAUCCCACACACGGGGCCAUCAUGCUCAAGCCCAGCACGCCGGAUAACCUGACGACUGAGCCGGUCAUGAUUGGUGGCUUUGAAUUUCGCCCGCAACAGGAUGUCUCUUAUAGGACGUGGGCAGUGGGUUGUUUCCUGACCCCGUCGGCCUGGGGCAGGGGAUAUGGUACCGAGGCGAUUGCCGCGGCGGUGCGGUGGGUGUUUGAGACGUGGCCUGGUUUGCUAAGGGUUGAUGGGCGGGCGUACUCGUCGAAUCUGGCGAGUGUGAGGGUUUUGGAAAAGAGCGGGUUUGUGAGGGAGGGCGUUAGGAGGAGGGCAGUUGAGAAGGGCGGCCUUGUUUUGGAUAUUGUUGCUUUGGGGGCUGUGAGGAGUGAUUUAGGGUUAGGGUAG
Metarhizium acridum CQMa 102 is the source of this 1212-nucleotide messenger RNA. RefSeq lists its product as uncharacterized. The record is from RefSeq and is a predicted model, not a curated record. Lineage: Eukaryota; Fungi; Ascomycota; Sordariomycetes; Hypocreales; Clavicipitaceae.